UAUGUAUAUAGAUACAUAUUACUUACAAUUCUCGUUGUUGCAGAAUUUUGAAACAAAUAUGUAUAAGGUGAGAUUUGAGCAGCAGCCAGAUGAAUCUACACCGGAGGAUAGCUGCCUCGAAACCGAUCCAACCGGCCGUUAUUUUCGAUUUGAGGAAGUUUUGGGGAAAGGAGCAUCGAAAACCGUGUACAAGGCGCUCGACGAAUUGCUCGGGAUAGAAGUGGCAUGGAAUCAAGUUAGGCUCGUUGAUUUGCUUCGAUCGCCGGACGACUUGCAAAGGGUCUACUCGGAAGUUCACCUUCUCAGCACGCUCGAUCACGACUCCAUCAUCCGGUUCCACACUUCUUGGGUCGACGUCGGAAACCGAACAUUCAAUUUUAUUACCGAGAUGUUCACUUCCGGCACCCUCCGAGAAUACAGAGCAAAGUACAAGCGAGUGAAUAUACGAGCUAUAAAGAUAUGGGCCCGCCAAAUACUCGAAGGCCUCGUAUAUUUGCAUGGCCACGAUCCACCGGUAAUACACAGAGACCUCAAGUGCGAUAACAUAUUUGUUAAUGGCCACCUCGGACAAGUCAAAAUCGGCGAUCUUGGAUUGGCAGCAAUUCUACAAGGCUCGUGUAGAGCACACAGCGUUAUAGGCACGCCGGAGUUUAUGGCACCGGAAUUGUACGAAGAAAACUACAACGAACUGGUCGACGUAUACUCGUACGGGAUGUGCGUUCUUGAGAUGAUUACUUCCGAAUAUCCCUACAGUGAAUGCACGAACCCUGCUCAGAUAUACAAGAAAGUCACAUCGGGUAGAAAGCCGAGGGCGUUUUACAAAGUUCAAGAUUUGGAAGCACAAAGAUUCAUUCGGAAAUGCUUAGAAACCGCAUCGAAGAGAUUAUCCGCGAAAGAACUAAUGCUCGAUCCAUUUUUAGCCGUUGAUCAUUUCGAUGAUCUGAUCUCCGAGUCAACGAUUAAAAACCAAAAACCUUUUCUGAACGACAAAAUUGAAUUUGAGCACCUCCAAUUGGAUGAUAAUGUUCCGAGAACCAAUAUGACUAUAACGGGGAAAUUAAACCCCGAUGAUGGAACCAUAUUCCUCAAAGUUCAGAUAGCCGAUAAAGAAGGUGAUGUGAGGAAUGUAUUCUUUCCGUUUGAUAUUGUUAAUGAUACUGCCCUUGAAGUCGCAAAUGAAAUGGUGAAGGAGUUGGAGAUAAAUGAUUGGAGACCAUCGGAAAUUGCGAAUAUGAUCGAUGGGGAAAUAUCGGGUCUAGUUCCCGACUGGAGGGCCCACCAUCCGCAGCCAGCCCAUUUUCAUGUAAUGAAUAAUUAUCAAGAAGAUGAUUAUGACCAUCAAUAUACUCUCUUCUCUCAUUCCUCGUCGUCCCAACUAUCGUCUCAUAGGAUGGAAACGAGGCCUCAGAAUAGUAAUUGGCUUCAAGGUGAAUACUUUGAUGAUACGAGCUCUCAGAGCUCCUCGCAUUCGGAGAAGUAUUCCGGUUGGGCUUAUGAAGAUAUGCUAAGCCCAUCAAGAUUCUAUCCCGGAGAAAACUCGGUUAACGGGCAAAAUCUCGCUAAAGUUUGCUACAGACAAAGCAAGAAUAUAGUGGAACCAAGAGAAGCUUCCGCUUCUAGAAGCAACUCCGAGAUUGAAAUGCCUAGGUUGACGAGAAAUCGGUCACUGGUGGAUACUCGAAGCCAGUUGUUGCAUCGUUCGCUAGUUGAGGAGGUCAAUAGAAGACGACUAUUCAAGACUGUUGAUGCUGUAGAAGAUAUCGGGUUUCGAUCUCCUUUUGAUGUUUCGGUGAAAAAUACGCAGUUUACGAGUCGGGCUAGUAGACAAGAUCAUAGAGCAAGAAGAGUGUAAUAUUUUGCUUCUAGAUAUGAAUAUCAUCUCAUCAAAUCGAUUAGGGGGAUGACGAAUGUAGGGUACAUUAUACAUGUAAAUAUAAAUAUUAAAUGUUAUAUUAAAUUUUAUGUAUAGGC
Molecule: messenger RNA, 1971 nt
Organism: Erythranthe guttata (spotted monkey flower)
Lineage: Eukaryota; Viridiplantae; Streptophyta; Magnoliopsida; Lamiales; Phrymaceae
Gene: WNK4
Product: WNK family serine/threonine-protein kinase 4
Biological process (GO): protein phosphorylation
Molecular function (GO): ATP binding; protein kinase activity
Source: RefSeq, a predicted model, not a curated record